CUCCACCAUCAUAUAACAGGAAAGACUGAACGGCUAACAAGCUCGACCAAAAGCAACUUUGAAUACGUGAUCGACCUGUACUGCUAACGAUGACGAGCGCAAAAUCUCGGCACGAUUACUACCAAACGGACCAGGUCGUGCACCUGUCCAUCUAUGCGAAAGGCUUGACGAGGCCAGAAGUCAGCGUCAAGAUCGAGAGCCAUGCUUUGAAUGUGCAGAUCCGGCCUUCUGACACGCAGAAGGAUGCAAAUGAGCUCGUCAUUGAUCCACUGUUUGCGGAGGUGGAUGGCGAAAAGUCGACGUUCGAUGUCAAGGCCAGCAAGAUUGAGGUGCACUUGGUCAAGAAGGCGAGCGGACAGUGGUCCGCCUUGCAAGGCACCUCGACCAGCCCCUCCGGCUCUUCUCCCAGUCAGGCCACUGUCACAGCGCCACAGAAUUUCGCAGCUUCAUCAACGUCGGGUAUCAAGGCACGUCGAUCCAAAUGGGACUCAUUCACCGACGACGCAGACGAACCAUCUCAAAGCCAACAAGGGUCAACAUCUGACGACAAGACUUCCACAAAGGAAGGAGGCCAAGAUGGCAAUAUUGACGCAUUCUUUCAAAAGCUCUAUGCCGAUGCCGACGACGAUACGAGAAGAGCCAUGCAGAAGAGCUUUGUGGAGAGCGGAGGUACGGCUUUGAGCACAAAUUGGAAAGAUGUGGGAACGAAAAAAGUGGAUGUCGUCCCUCCAAAAGGAGUAGAGGCGCGUAAAUACGAGCAAUGAAUGACGUUGGACUGCUCGACGACGCCUUUACAUGGGCGAGAAAGACACUACGUCACGAGAAUCUCGAGCAUACCGAAGUUCGACGACGAUGGUAUUGCCGUCGGCAGUGCUGCCCUGAGUCUCCAAGGUCACCUCCUGUUAGCCAAAUUGGCAACUUCCUCCUCCGACAGCCCUUCCAGCCUGUAGCAACAAGCAAACCAUCAGCAUCUUCACUGGGACCGCGG
Molecule: messenger RNA, 988 nt
Organism: Ceraceosorus guamensis
Lineage: Eukaryota; Fungi; Basidiomycota; Exobasidiomycetes; Ceraceosorales; Ceraceosoraceae
Product: SGS-domain-containing protein
Exons: 3
Coding region: 90-764 (224 amino acids)
Biological process (GO): protein stabilization
Molecular function (GO): protein-folding chaperone binding
Source: RefSeq, a predicted model, not a curated record